AUGUCUUACCACUAUGGUGUCCCGCCGUCGCACUACACCAAAUUCUACGACCCGGACUCGCCCUACAGCUCGGGUGAAUAUGUCCAUUAUGCCGCGUACGACAACGCGCCAAAACGCGGCCACACGCGCCGGGCUAGCUACAAUCCGUCGCCCAAACAAGGUGGCUACUACUCUCCUGCCGGCUCUCCUCCACCGUGGUACGAGCAAGAUUAUGCCACACCGCGCAAGCAAGUCUAUGUGAGUACGCAGAGGGACGGCAGCCGCCGCUACGAUGUUCCAAAUACAAGAUACCACUACCGCACAAAAAGCCAGCAAGCCCAGCCCAUCAAUGUUCGCGAUGAUGGUCCUGGUUACGCCGAGCCGCGGGUCAUCUAUCGAACUCCAAGCACAAAACAAAAACGCUCGGGGAAGGCUCCUGCUGAUGACUAUGUUUAUUACACACAGGAACAGGUGUAUCAUGAAGCCCCUCGUCGCAAGACUACCCGCCGCGCUUCGACCACUACCAAGCCCACUCACAAGUCAAAGCCCAGCUACGUAGCACCUGUCGCCACGGAGAAAGAUGCCGCUCGUGCCGGUAUUCCUGCUGGGUAUUCCAUCAAGAACUGGGAUCCGACUGAACUUCCCAUCAUCCUACUGGGUUCGGUCUUUGAUGCCAACUCACUUGGCAAGUGGAUCUACGACUGGACCGUCUACCGGAACACAGCGUCGCAUCCCUUUGCCGAUGUGGCGGGAGAGCUGUGGCUCCUGCUCAUCAAACUGGCCGGCAAGAUGAAGCGUGCCGAAGAGUGCAUCCCCCGGAUCCGUACACAUGAGUCACGCGAGCUUAUCCGGGACUUUGUCGCCAGCGCCGAUCGCUUGUGGGAGAAAUUCAAGGAUCUGCUCAAGGAAUGCGAGUACUUCAUGCUCAAGGCUGCUAAGCGCGAAGGCAACAAGAAGAUGGGCAAGAAUGCUGGCACCGAAUUUGUCGAUUCCAUCUUUGGAAGAGACCGCUAUCUCGGGCACACCGAGAAGCUCAUGCAGAGCAUCCGGACCUGGAACCAUCGCUUCGAUGCCAACUGCGAAGACAUUCUUCGCCGUCCAUCUGUUGCCUAG
Cyphellophora europaea CBS 101466 is the source of this 1092-nucleotide messenger RNA. RefSeq lists its product as uncharacterized. The transcript has a single exon. NCBI's taxonomy places the organism in Eukaryota, Fungi, Ascomycota, Eurotiomycetes, Chaetothyriales, Cyphellophoraceae. The record is from RefSeq and is a predicted model, not a curated record. The coding region runs from base 1 to 1092 and encodes 363 amino acids.